Penicillium chermesinum is the source of this 423-nucleotide messenger RNA. RefSeq lists its product as uncharacterized. The transcript is spliced from 2 exons. NCBI's taxonomy places the organism in Eukaryota, Fungi, Ascomycota, Eurotiomycetes, Eurotiales, Aspergillaceae. The record is from RefSeq and is a predicted model, not a curated record. Bases 1 to 423 code for a protein of 140 amino acids.
AUGCAGCAAGAUAACACCUUUCAUCUCAGGCAUAUUAUCAAUUAUGUGAUCUUAGAUCGCCCGGGAAAAGAGCUGGAAAUUGAUGAGAAAGAGGCUCUCGAGGGAUCAGUCAGUGAUGGCGAGCUACUCGAGCGACUGCCAUUUGAGAAAGACUCAAAGGAUGUUCUAGAUUGGAUUAACAACGCUGAAUCAUUCGGAGAGCUUGAUCAAGAUGCAGACACGUCUAUUAUGGACCAAGGAGAGGUUGGAUUGGAGUUGCCAGAGUACCCCGAGUACGAAAAGUUCAUUCAGGGAUCAGUUGCCUACAAGGAUUGGCUUCUGUCAAGUAUACGCGGAACUGGUCCAAUCCCAACUAAGAUCAUUCAACUCGCUACGCAGGAUGAGCCGUCGAAGACCGCAACCCUUGGUAAAGAUGACCUUUAA